Messenger RNA from Dendronephthya gigantea, 2274 nucleotides. Its product is annotated as 4-hydroxybutyrate coenzyme A transferase-like. Bases 204 to 1622 code for a protein of 472 amino acids. Gene Ontology annotation, cellular component: mitochondrion. The record is from RefSeq and is a predicted model, not a curated record. The transcript is spliced from 8 exons. NCBI's taxonomy places the organism in Eukaryota, Metazoa, Cnidaria, Anthozoa, Malacalcyonacea, Nephtheidae. Gene Ontology annotation, biological process: acetate metabolic process. Gene Ontology annotation, molecular function: acetate CoA-transferase activity.
AGUUCAGAAAUUGAAAACCUGGUCACAUCACACUACCAGCUAGACAAUGUUUAUUUAAUAAUGCAACAUAUUUCCGCCGUUCAUGACUUAUAGCAUGUCCAGGAACACUUCAAAACAAAAAAACAUGACAAAGGUCUUGUCUGCAAUCGAUUAUAAACUCUGAAAACACUCGUUCGGCGAACAAAGUUGUCUUGAAAGUUGAAAUGAGGUCUCUUUCUGGAUUGUUUCGAAAUGGCUUGUGGCGGCAGGGAAGGAUGGCCUUUUCAACAACGAAUAUUUCUAGCUACUACAGCUAUGAACCGGCAUUUCCAAUCGUUGGAAGGCACCCGAAAAUUUCAAAAGCGCAAGAAGCUGUUUCUGCAAUAAAAUCAGAUGACAGGGUGUUUAUCCAAGGUGCAGCAGCCACUCCUCUGCCACUUAUUAAAGCCAUGUCAGAACAUGGAAAGUCCACAGGGCUCAAAAAUGUUGAAGUAAUUCACAUCCACACAGAAGGGCAAGCAGAAUAUGCUUCAAAGGAAUAUGAAGGUAUUUUCCGAGAUAACUGCCUUUUCAUCGGUGGAAAUUUGAGAAAAGCGGUGAAUGAAGGUCGUGCUGAUUUUAUGCCAGUGUUUCUUAGUGAAAUACCUCUUUUGUUUCGAAGAAAUAUCUUGAAUAUUGAUGUUGCUCUCGUGCAAGUCUCGCAGCCGGAUGAACACGGCUUUUGUAGCCUCGGACCAAGUGUUGAUAUUACAAGAGCUGCAAUCCAAAAUGCAAAGUUUAUUGUUGCUUUGAGCAACCCGUCAAUGCCCAGAACAUUUGGUGACAGCUUGAUUCACAAAUCUCAUGUGGACGUUAUGGUUGAAGUUAACAACCCUUUGCCUGAAAUGAAAUCAGAAGAACCAAAUGAUGUGGAAAAAGCCAUUGGAAAACUAGUGGCUGAGAAUUUGGUGGACGAUGGAGCCACAUUACAAAUGGGUAUUGGAAGCAUCCCAAACUCAGUUCUGUCAUGUUUACAUGAACACAAAGAUCUUGGUGUUCACACAGAGAUGUUCAGCGAUGGAGUUGUUGAACUGGUCGAACAAGGAUGCAUAACAAACGCAAAAAAGGUUAUUCGACCUGGGAAGAUAGUUUCUUCCUUCGCAAUGGGAUCUCGGAGCCUCUUUAAGUUCAUAGAUAACAAUCCGUCAGUAGACAUGAUGGACAUAUCUUUUGUGAACAAGGUCGAAAAUAUUUCCAGAAAUCCUAAAGUAACUGCCAUUAAUUCAUGUAUUGAAGUUGAUUUAACUGGCCAGGUUGUUUCUGACUCUAUAGGAACAAGGAUGUAUUCCGGGGUUGGGGGACAGAUAGAUUUUAUUCGUGGGGCAGCAUUGGGUUAUGAUGGUUUGGGAAAACCAAUUUUAGCUUUUCCUUCCACGACAAGUAAAGGCGAGACGAGGGUGGUGCCUUACAUCAAACAAGGUGCUGGUGUUGUGACAACCCGAGCACAUGUUCAUUACAUCGUCACAGAGUAUGGCAUAGCAUAUCUAUUUGGAAAGAAUUUAAGACAACGGGCACAUGCACUCAUUCAAAUAGCACACCCAGCACAUCGAGAAAACUUAGAGAAAGAAGCUUUUAAUAGACUGAAGUGUAUGCCGUCGCCAUAGGUCGGAAUUAGUGGUUAAAAUAACUAAUAAUUUUGGCCUGAAAUAAUUUAAUAAGGGGUAAGAGAUAGGGUAUGUAUGGUGGUCUUCUUGAACAAAAUGAGAUUGUCUAAAAACUGAACAAUAAUCUAGACUCGCCAAAACACUUGCAGUGAAUUUAUUCAACCAAAGUCAAGAUGUACAGAGUGUUUAAAAAACUGUAAACUCUUUUAAAAUCAGAUAUUUUUGAAAUUUUAGCACUGACACUGUGUCAGGGGAUAAGGAACGAAAAAACAAGCAAAGCUAGUACGAAAUUUUGUUGUUCGUGUGUUAAAAGCUACGGUGCAUGCGAUGAUAUAAGCUUACCUAGGGUUUUAUGCUUACAUUAUUUUGUUAUAUAUAUUUAUACAACUCGUAAUAUUUAACUUUUUUGCCCAUACGUUCUCAGAAACAUCUUUCUUUUAACUAAUUGCUCGAGUGAGUCGAGUCCAUAAAUGAAAUGUUUUACUGCAUGAAUGAAAUUAUCAUUUCAUUUAAAAUUUCCCGAGUAAGUAUUAAAAAAGUGUGUGGUUUACCAUGCACAAGUUUGAAGGCGGCUACCCGAGUAAUGAAAGGAAUUUUUUCCUCGAAAUCGUUAUUUCAAUUUUAAUAUUACUAAUGUAAUUAAAAAUAAAAA